ACAGCCCGGGCGCUGGGAGCGCCGGCCCGGCGAGGGCGCGGGCGAUGCCGUGGUGACGGCCCUGCCAUGGCGAAGCCCCCGGCGGCGGCGGCGGCGGCGUCGGAGGAGCUGAGCCAGGUGCCGGACGAGGAGCUGCUCCGCUGGAGCAAGGAGGAGCUGGCGCGGCGGCUGCGGCGAGCGGAGGGCGAGAAGGUGGGCCUCAUGCUGGAGCACGGCGGCCUGAUGCGCGACGUGAACCGGCGGCUGCAGCAGCACCUGCUGGAGAUCCGCGGCCUCAAGGACGUGAACCAGCGGCUGCAGGACGACAACCAGGAGCUGCGCGAGCUCUGCUGCUUCCUCGACGACGACCGGCAGAAGGGGCGCAAGCUGGCGCGCGAGUGGCAGCGCUUCGGGCGCCACGCGGCUGGCGCCGUGUGGCACGAGGUGGCCCGCUCGCAGCAGAAGCUGCGCGAGCUUGAGGCGCGCCAGGAGGCCCUGCUGCGCGAGAACCUGGAGCUCAAGGAGCUGGUGCUCCUGCUGGACGAGGAGCGCGCGGCGCUGGCGGGGGGUGCAGGCGGCGCGGGCGGCGGCGGCGCGGGGUCCCGCAGCUCCAUCGACAGCCAGGCCAGCCUGAGCGGGCCGCUGGCGGGUGGCGCGGCGGGCACCGGGGCCCGCGACGUGGGCGACGGCAGCAGCACGUCGAGCGCGGGGAGCGGCGGCAGCCCGGACCACCACCACCACGUGCCGCCCCCGCUGCUGCCUCCGGGGCCGCACAAGGUCCCCGACAGCAAAGCCGUAGCCACGCGCAGAUCCCUGGACGACCUGUCGGCGCCACCGCACCACCGAAGCAUCCCCAAUGGCCUGCACGAUCCCUCAUCCACUUACAUCAGACAACUGGAGACCAAGGUGAAGCUGCUGGAGGGGGACAAGCUCCCCGCACAGCUGCCCCAGCCCUGCGUCCAGAGAAGCUGGCUUCAGGUAGGAGUGUUCCUGCAGAAUGGUGUCAGAGAACAGCAGGCAGGCUCUGGAGAGUACCGGACGCUGCGGAAAGGCUUCUCCCCGUACCACUCGGAGUCCCAGCUCGCCAGCCUGCCCCCCUCCUACCAGGACUCCCUGCAGAACGGCCCGGCCUGCCCGGUACCUGAGCUGCCCUCGCCCCCCUCCGCCGGCUACAGCCCUGCAGGACAGAAGCCCGAGGCUGUCGUGCAUGCCAUGAAGGUUCUGGAGGUCCACGAGAACCUGGACCGGCAGCUCCAGGACCGCUGUGAGGAGGACCUGAGCGAGAAGGAGAAGGCCAUCGUCCGUGAGAUGUGCAACGUGGUCUGGAGAAAACUGGGGGAUGCCGCCAGCUCCAAGCCCUCCAUCCGGCAGCACCUGUCUGGGAACCAGUUCAAGGGGCCCUUGUAGGGCCUUUCCUCCAUGGACGUGGACUGUCCCUGCCCGAGGUCCCCAGAGGCAGUGGCAGGCCCUGUGGCCCAGCCGCUGUCUUCUUCUGUGAUGAAUUGUACAUAGGACGCUGCUUGCUGUGGCCCGGCUGCCAUGGGCCCCACAUACUGCUGGCCGGCCCACG
Messenger RNA from Rhinolophus ferrumequinum (greater horseshoe bat), 1549 nucleotides. It is a transcript of the gene CCDC85C, whose product is annotated as coiled-coil domain containing 85C. Gene Ontology annotation, cellular component: apical junction complex. Bases 67 to 1386 code for a protein of 439 amino acids. The transcript has 8 exons. NCBI's taxonomy places the organism in Eukaryota, Metazoa, Chordata, Mammalia, Chiroptera, Rhinolophidae. The record is from RefSeq and is a predicted model, not a curated record.